AACGAUGAGAAUGCCGGACACAGCGUUCGGCCUGCACGCGCUUGGUGACGAACGUAAGCCACAAGCUGCCAAACGUUCACGCUGGCAGCGAAUUUGUCGGCCCAAGUGCUCCGGGGCCGUCAAACCCUCUGCGAGAGUGGGAGAGCAUACCACUGUAGCCAGGCUUCAUCGGCCCAAAAGCUGCCGCACGGGGGCAUAAAACGAGCCGGUAGCCGAAAAAGGGAAGAAUAAGCGGCCGGACUGGACCCUGAGCACAACAGGCAAAGAAACAAACUUUCGCGUCAACACGAUGGGCAACGCAAAUUCCUCCCAAACACGCCGCCGUCGCCGGAGCGGCAACGGCGCCGAGAUGUUCGCGGGCUUCCAGCCCGGCACCCAAGUCGGCCUCGGGGUCGGCCGGCCGGGCGCGCGCGUCGGCGCGGGGCGGCCAGGAGCGCGGCGGUGGAUCAUGCCGCCCACGAUCGACCGCAACCACCUCGACACCAUGGACCCGGCGACAUAUGCCUUGGUGCGAGACAUGCUCACGCGCCAGUACUUGGCAGCACACGGCCCGGCCCUGAUGGCGCCGCCCCUGUCGCCGGUCGUGGCGCCGCGGGGCCGCGCCCACGCGCCGGCUCCACGCGGCCCCGUAGUCAUUAUCCAGCGCCAGGCCACGCCCUGGCGGACGGCGCGCGAAGAGCGCGCCUCGCGGGAAGCUCACCGACGCUUCGAGCGGAACCGGUGGCGCCCGCCGGGGACGUUUACCACCGUGGUGCACACGAACGAAGAGGACUGGGACGGCCGCGCGCGCGCGCCCUGGAUGCGCGACGAGCGCGGGCGGCGCGUCCAGACCCUCGCGGCGGAGUCCGAGCGCGCGCGCCUGCAACAGCGGCGCCGCGAGGAGGAGAGCCGCCGCGUGCGACGACCGUCCAAGAUUCGGUCGGCGUUCAAGCGGAUGAUGGGCCGCAAGAAGCCGCCCACGGGCGAGGCCGCCGAGUGCGUCGUUUGUUUGGACGCGCCGACGGGCGUCAAGCUCAAGCCGUGCGGGCACCUCGUCCUCUGCGAGGCGUGCUCGCAGCGCGUCGACGUGUGCCCCGUCUGUCGCGAGCCGAUCGCGGAGCGGCGGGCGACUGUGUGAUAAUAAGUGUCCUUAGUC
This is a messenger RNA of Pelagomonas calceolata, 1135 nucleotides long. Lineage: Eukaryota; Pelagophyceae; Pelagomonadales; Pelagomonadaceae. The record is from the annotation of a GenBank genome assembly.